Messenger RNA from Mycosarcoma maydis (corn smut), 4521 nucleotides. RefSeq lists its product as uncharacterized. The transcript has a single exon. Bases 1 to 4521 code for a protein of 1506 amino acids. The record is from RefSeq and is a predicted model, not a curated record. Gene Ontology annotation, cellular component: plasma membrane. Gene Ontology annotation, biological process: phospholipid translocation. NCBI's taxonomy places the organism in Eukaryota, Fungi, Basidiomycota, Ustilaginomycetes, Ustilaginales. Gene Ontology annotation, molecular function: ATP binding; ATP hydrolysis activity; magnesium ion binding.
AUGGUCGGCAAACACGGUUCCGAAAAGAACCAGUCUGCCGCGGUCCAAGCCUCAAGUCAGGCCAAGCUCGCAUCUCUGCGUGCCAAGUUCUCCAACUUCAGCCUCGAUCCUGAUGCUGUGUUCAAGAAAAAGAGACCGCCACCCGCUCCUCGCUCCGUCUACUUCAAUGAGCCGUUGCCAGAAGAGGCGUUUGAUACCAAGGGGCGCCCUCAGCAUCCUUACGUGUUUGCCAGUAAUCAGGUCUUGACUGCCAAGUACACCAUCUACAACUUUGUCUUCAAGAAUUUGCUCGAACAGUUCCGUCGUGUUGCCAACCUCUUUUUCUUACUCAUCGUUAUCCUCCAGUUCUUUCCGCAAUUCACUACCAUCAACCCGGGUGUCUCGAUGCUUCCCCUUCUCGCUGUUCUUGGUAUAACCAUGAUCAAGGAUGGCUACGAAGACUUUAAGCGUCAUCAAUCUGAUCGCAACAUCAAUCGCCUCAAAGUCAAGGCCCUCACCGGCGGUGGCUGGAAAAAUCCAAAUGUCAUGGAGUCGAACAGCAGAAGCAUCGCUGCCUCCUUGUCAGCCGUUCACGACAAGCGUCUCGGCGGCAAGAAAAAACAGUCUUCAAAGCUGCAAAAGGAAAUGGCUGAGAAAGCCGAGGCUGCCGCUCAAGAAGGUCACGCUCACCCAGUCGCUUCGCCUAUACCCGCUUCGGCAGAUGCCCCUGGUGGUGGAGGUACCACCGAAGUCAAAGGCAGUGUCUCCGUCCCUGGAGAAGCCAACUUGCCAGUCCGCGCCUCGCACCAACUCGCACGACGCUCCACAACGCGCCACAGCCACUUUGAAUCCGAUUACGAGCAGCUCGAAGACGGUCGCAUCGUGCACGGUGGUCGCAUCCUCAGUGCUGAAGAGGAGCACGCCUUCUUCUCCAAAAAGGCGCCUAGAUGGAAACCAAAGAUGUGGGAGAGCCUCGCCGUCGGUGACUUUGUUUAUCUCACUAACAACGACCCCAUCCCGGCCGACAUUAUUAUUUGCGCUACCAGCGAAGAGGAGGACGCUUGCUUCAUCGAGACCAAGAACCUAGAUGGCGAGACCAACCUCAAAGCGCGCCACGCCGUACCCGAGCUCACAUCCCUGCGCUCGCCCGAAGAGUGCGCACGCGCCUCACUUCGCAUCGACGCUGAGCCUCAGGACACCAACAUGUAUCGCCUCAACGCCAGCGUCGUUCUCAACGAUCGCUUCGACAAGGACGGUAACCCGCUCCAAUGUCCUGUCACACUCAACCAGAUCCUGCUCCGUGGAUGCAAUGUUCGCAACACCAAGUGGGUCAUCGGUGUCGUCAUCAUGACGGGUUGGGAUACCAAGAUCAUUGCCAACUCGGGUGUUACCCCGUCCAAGCGCUCCAAGAUCGAGAAGCAGAUGAACCCAAUGGUCUACUUCAACCUGGCCAUCUUGGCUUGUGUCUCUGUGGCAUGCGCUAUCGCCGACUCUCAGCUCGAGCAGUAUUACUUUGACCGCGAAGCCUACUGGCAGUACGGUGCUGUCCACAGCGAUGACAACCCACGCAUCAACGGUCUGGUUGCAUUUGCAAACUCGCUUAUCACGUUCCAGAACAUUGUACCUAUCUCCCUCUACAUCUCGUUCGAAUUUGUUCGUCUUGCCCAGGCCUACUUUAUCUACGACGAUUACGACAUUUGGUACGAGAAGACCAAUCGCCGCACCACCGCCAAAUCAUGGAACCUUUCAGACGAUCUCGGCCAGAUCGAGUACAUUUUUAGCGACAAGACAGGCACGCUCACGCAGAACGUCAUGAUCUUUCGCGAGUGCGCAGUCGCCGGGGUCAUCUAUCACGGCGACGUCUCUUCACCUCAGCUUGGUGCUUCAGACACGACGACCACCGACGUACCUACGGCCAAGAAUUCUGAUAAUGGCGACGGCUCCACCAAUGAUGGUUUUGCAAACAAGGGCUCCCAGCUCUACCGCGCAGCUAGCUCCAAGGUCAAUGUCAAGCCUCUCAACCCUGAUAUCCCUCCCUUUAGCGAUCAGGGACUGGCUGAAGCUUUGAGAGAUGCCGACUCGGAACAUGCAAAACAGCUCGGUAACUUCUUUCGCUGUCUUGCGCUUUGUCAUACGGUUCUGGUCGACAACCUUGAAGACGGCAGCAUCGAGUACCAAGCACAGAGUCCCGACGAGCAGGCGCUCGUGCAAGCCGCAGCCGACGUAGGCUUCAUCUUCCUGGGCAAGGAUCGUCAGACGCUCCGAAUCCUGACACCGUUCUCGAAAGAGCCGGAGGUCUACGAACUGCUGGUUGUCAACGAAUUUUCGUCGGCACGAAAGAGGAUGAGUGUCAUUUUGCGAAGAAUGUCAGAUGGUCAAUUGCUUAUGCUGGCCAAGGGUGCCGACAGCAUCAUGUUUGAGCGUGCUCGCGCAGGACAAGAAGAGCUCAAGCAAGACACCGAUGCAGCGCUGGAGGAAUUCGCUAACAAGGGCCUGCGUACCCUCUGUCUCGGUGGAAAGGAGCUGACUACAGAGUUUUAUGACGACUGGCAGCAUCGCUUUCAUUUGGCAUCCGUUUCGAUCCAGGAUCGUGAGGAAAAGAUGGAAGCGCUCGCGAGCGAGCUGGAAAAGGAUUUUGAUCUGUACGGUGCCACUGCCAUCGAGGACAAGCUUCAGGACGGUGUACCCGAGACUAUCGCCGACCUCAAACGAGCCGGCAUCAAUGUGUGGGUGGCGACCGGAGACAAGCUGGAGACUGCUAUCGCCAUCGGUUACUCAACUAUGCUGCUCACCGAAGACAUGAACUUGGUCGUUGUUCGUGGUGGCGAGUACGGACAGCCCAACUCAGCCUACGAGCAGCUGCGAAAAGCUGUGAUUCGCUUCUUUGGUGGACCUGCCGUGCUCAAGGAGAUGGACCACCAGCCACCCGGGGAGGAGCCCGAAAGCCGACGAUCCUCGUUUAUGUCGCGCCGACCUUCGCUUCAUAGGAACCGUCGCAGCAGCGUCAGUCAGGUCUCGCUCGUCGGCGAAGACAACGGACAACGCACAGGAGGAUUUGCUCUCGUCAUUGACGGGACCGCACUCGGACACGCGCUCAGCGAGGACUUUAGCAAAGAUCUGCUGUUGCGCAUCUCGACGCAGUGCAAAGCUGUCAUCUGUUGCCGUGUUUCGCCGUUGCAAAAGGCGCUGAUCGUUCGACUCAUCAAGGAUGGCCUUGGUGUGAUGACACUCGCCAUCGGAGACGGAGCCAACGACGUCAGCAUGAUCCAGGCUGCCCACGUUGGUGUCGGCAUCGCCGGUGAAGAAGGUCUGCAAGCCGUCAACUCGUCUGAUUAUGCCAUCGCGCAGUUCCGCUACCUCAAGCGUCUCGUGCUUGUCCACGGCCAUUGGUCGUACUACCGAAACUCGGUCAUGAUUGCCAACUUUUUCUACAAGCAGUUCAUUCAAGUCGGCACGUUGUUUUGGUUCCAGAUCUACUGUGCAUGGUCCACAACGCAGGCGAUCGACUACGUCUAUAUCUUGCUCUGGAAUGCGAUUUGGACCGUGCUGGCCGUCAUCUGCCUCGGAAUCUUUGACCGCAACAUCAACGACAAGGUUCUCAUGCAGGUGCCCGAGCUCUAUCACCAAUCGCGCAAGGGCGCCUACUUCGGCCUCAAGCCAUUCCUCAUCUACUUCUUAGAUGGUAUCUACCAGUCGGUGGUGCUGUUCUUCUUCUUUGCCUACUCGUACAACACAACGACGGCACGCAACGAUGGCUACGAUAUUAAUCUGUACGAAUGGUCGACGGGCAUGGCGAUCGCGUCGGUAUUGGUGGCUAAUCUGUUUGUCGGCCUUAAUGCGCGCGCAUGGACAUGGUUCAUCUUUAUCGGUGUCUGGGCCGGUACAGUGGUCAUGUUUUGCUUCGCACCAAUCUACGCUGCGUUCUCCUCGACUUAUUCUUAUGGUAACAAUUUGUUCCUGUAUCGGUCGAUCCAGUUCUGGACGUUGGGAUUCCUUACGUGCUUCUUGGCGCUUUUGCCGCGUUUGUUGGCGAAAUGCUUCCGUCAGUCGUACUACCCGACUGAUGUGGACAUCUUGCGAUACGUAGACAAGCGACAUAAUGACUAUGACUUUACACGCGAUCCAGCGAUUCCGCAUGCGCAUGCUGAUGGGGCAGUCUUCUCCGAUGCGGCGGGCCGACCGAGCAUGACGCAUCACACUUUUGCGCCAUUGGUUCGUGCAGCUACCUCGACGUCGAGGUUCGAUGCGCCCGUCGAUGGUGCUCCAUUGGGAGGUGUGCAGAUGCACGAGCUUCGACAGACGGCUUCGCGCGCCAGCAGUACACACUACGAUAUGCUCACUGGCGAACAGCGGCCGAAUCGAGGUUACACGUUCUCGUCAGACGAGCCGACAUCUCUGCACAAGAGGAAGAGCGUCAAGGAUCGCCUAGUACCGGACAUGUUCAAGAAGAGUUUGAGGAAGAACAAGGACGAUAAGAAGCGCUUGACGAUGAUCAACCAGGAAGAGGAGGAUGUAGUCGAAGAGCGUCUAGCGUCUUCUUGA